GUCCGGCAGGAGCCAAGGAGCUGGGCAUUAACGGCGUUGUGGGACGUUUAAGCUGCGAUCCGGGACUGCGGGUUGCGUUAAGAACAUCGGCACUGUUGGGCGGUGAUGGUUAUGAAACCUAAAUGAAGCCUUACAUACAAAGAAGAGAAGGUGUAAUUAAUGGCAAUGUGCAACGACUAAUCUACUGGAAGAGUCCAAAAGAAACAGAAUCUGUUUGUUUGCCACAAUGAAGAAAAUUAGUCUAAAAACUUUUCGAAAGUCUUUUAAUUUGAAUAAAGGCAAGGAAGAAAAUGACUUUGUAAUGGUACAGCAGCCAUCAAUGACAAAUAAUUUUGGGAAAGAUGACUCCUUGUUUGGUAGCUGUUAUGGUAGAGAUCUAACAGGCUGUGAAAUAAGUAGCGAGGAUGAAAAAAAUGGAAAGAAUAGGCCAAAAAGUGAAAGCUUAAUGGGUACAUUAAAAAGACGUCUUUCUGCUAAGCAGAAACAAAAAGGAAAGAGCAGUACAUCUGGAAACUGUGCUGAGGAAGACACAUUUUCAUCAUCUUCUGCCCCUAUAACUUUUAAAGAUGUCAGAGCACAGAGGCCAUUACGAUCAACAUCCCUCCGUACACACCAUUAUAGUCCAACUCCUUGGCCGCUGCGGCCAACCAAUUCUGAAGAGACUUGCAUAAAAAUGGAGGUUAAAGUAAAGGCAUUGGUUCACUCAUCCAGUCCAAGCCCAGCACUAAAUGGUGUUAGAAAGGACUUUCAUGAGUUGCAAUCAGAUAAUGUUUUUCAGGAACAAAGUAAUGCAUUGAAAAGUACAGAGUCACACAAUGGAGACUUGCAUCUACAUAUUAAUGAACAUGUGCCUGUAGUUAUAGGACUUAUGCCUCAGGACUAUAUACAGUAUACUGUGCCUUUAGAUGAGGGAAUGUAUCCUUUGGAAGGAUCACGUGCUUUCUGUUUAGACAGCUCCUCACCUAUGGAAAUAUCAACCAUACCUUCUCAAAUUGGAAAUGGUUUUCAUGAAGAGGAAAAUCAGUUGACACCCGAUGUAGUAGUGGCGCCAGACAUAUUUGUGGACCAGGCUGUUAAUGGUUUGUUACAUACAAGCAGUGGAGUCCUGUUUCAAAACUCCAGGAUUAGUCACAGUGAUGUCCCUCCACUUUCACCAUUACUACCUCCUGUCCAGAAUAGUCAAAUCCCAAGGACCUUUGCAGGACUUAAUAGCACAGAUGGAAACAUAGCUGAAAAUAUGCGUUGUCAUUUGAACUUUGAUCCCAGUACUGCUCCCGGUGUUGCCCGUGUUUAUGAUUCAGUGCAAAAUAGUGGACCUAUGGUCGUUACAAGUCUGACGGAAGAGCUUAAAAAACUUGCCAGACAAGGUUGGUACUGGGGACCUAUAACACGUUGGGAAGCAGAAGAAAAACUGGCUAAUGUGCUGGAUGGUUCUUUUCUGGUUCGAGACAGUUCUGAUGAUCGUUACCUUUUAAGCUUAAGUUUUCGCUCUCAUAGCAAAACACUUCAUACUAGAAUUGAACACUCAAAUGGAAGAUUUAGUUUUUAUGAACAGCCAGAUGUUGAAGGACACACUUCAAUAGUGGAGCUAAUUGAACAUUCCAUCAGAGACUCAGAAAAUGGAGCUUUUUGCUAUUCCAGGUCUCGUGUACCAGGAUCUGCAACAUAUCCAGUAAGACUGACAAAUCCAGUGUCGCGGUUUAUGCAGGUGCGGUCUCUGCAGUAUCUGUGCCGCUUUGUCAUACGUCAGUACACAAGAAUAGACCUGAUUCAAAAACUGCCUUUGCCAAACAAAAUGAAGGAUUAUUUACAGGAAAAGCACUACUGAACUUAAGGGAAAUUUGCAACUUGCACUUUGGGAACAAAGAGAUUUGAAAUACAGUUUACAAACUUUCAUUCAUAUCUGACUAUUUUGCUGCCAUACCAAUAUUUUAGUUUUUUGUUUUGUUUUUGUUUUUUUUAUAAAUGAGUCUAAUGCUUAUUUUCUUCAUUUCUAUUUUGAUAGAAAAUCUCAGUAAUUGUGUUAAACCACCGAUUUAUCAGCAUUCAAAAAUAAUCACAAUGUGAAAUAUUUAGAUUCUCCUAUUUUUUCAUGUUCUUAGCUGCUAUCCACUGUGACUAUUAUGCAUUAAAAGCACACAUUUCAUGUGUUCUUACCACCGCUGACAUUAAAUUAAACAUGUAGAUUUGGAACUUUA
Messenger RNA from Xenopus tropicalis (tropical clawed frog), 2198 nucleotides. It is a transcript of the gene socs6, whose product is annotated as suppressor of cytokine signaling 6. Gene Ontology annotation, biological process: intracellular signal transduction; regulation of growth; protein ubiquitination. Lineage: Eukaryota; Metazoa; Chordata; Amphibia; Anura; Pipidae. Gene Ontology annotation, cellular component: cytosol. The record is from RefSeq and is marked provisional.